AAGAAGCGUCAUCACGCGGUAAUGACUCUCGGUUCUCGGUAUUCCAGAUUUUGCUCGGUAUAUUUUAAAUAUUUUAGGUGCUAGUGCUAGACAUGCUCCACCGGCUCCACGCUCUCAUAUCUCAAACGCUGACUGAGUCUGUGCACCAAUAAAAAAUCUUCUGUUUAUUCUGAAAGGUUAAGGUUAUAUAUCCAGUAGCUGGCAAAUACGCAAAUUUGAAUCUAGGAAAAACGUGUGACAAGUGACAAAUAGGAACGUCCACAGUAGGAUUUCUCGAAGCGAAUGAACAACUGAUUCACCGGCAAACUUACGAUUUUUUGCACGACGUUUCAUUUGAGUUACACGAUGAUUAUGGAUUAUGUUAUUUUGUGAAAGGUGAAAAAGAACUGGUGUUUCGUAUUGCAACGUGUGUUUAGCCGUACAUGCUUUCCCUUCAAUCGUAAAUAAUUUUGCCUUGUGCCAUCGGUAUUCUAACCUCUCUUUCGAAUGAGCGAUUUGUUACUUUUUUUUAAAAUACUUUGAAAGUUAAGAAUUAUAAAAUGUCUGUACUGGUUUUUCGAUCUUUGGGUGCUCUCAGACGGUGCCCCAGUCCAAUUGUAACUACGACAAGAAACAUAAAAAUUUCAUCAUCGAGAUUUGAAAUUUCAAAAUCAAAUGCCGAAAAGCAAAUUAAGCCAUCACCAGUUUCAUGGAAAAGUCUCGGUAUUUCAGCGGUCCUUGGGGCUGGUCUCCUCGGAUAUAUGUAUUACCUACGGGAAAAAAAAGAUAUAGCUUUAGCUAGAGAAAGGAGACGUCAUUUGGGAAAAGCCGCGAUAGGUGGAACAUUUGAAUUAGUUAAUUCAGAAGGGAAACUGGUCAAGUCACAAGACUUUCUUGGGAGCUGGGCAUUAAUUUAUUUUGGAUUUACUCACUGUCCUGACAUAUGUCCUGAUGAAAUUGAAAAAAUGGUUGGGGUUGUGAAUGCCCUCGAAAAAGAUCACAAUUUUAAGAUUCAUCCGAUAUUCAUAAGCGUUGAUCCUUCUCGAGACACACCCAGCGUCGUUGGAAAAUACUGUAAAGAAUUUUCUGAAAAAAUCAUUGGACUUACCGGAAAUGAAGAACAAGUUAAAAAUGCUUGUAAAGCGUACAGAGUUUACUUCAGUAGCGGGCCGAAGGACAAUGACAAUGAUUACAUUGUUGAUCACACCAUAAUUAUGUAUUUAGUGGAUCCAGACGGUCUUUUUGUUGAUUACUAUGGACAAACACAAACCGUUGAACAAAUGGUAAGCAGUAUAAUUCUCAACAAAAUCAAGUUGGAAAAAAUUAAGAGCGGUUCGUGGUUGCCUUCACUACCAUUCAGCGAUAAGUCAACAGCACUGGCAUAAUGGAGCAUUUUUCGUCAUAUGUUUUCAGUUGAUAAAAGCACUUUCAAAAGUAUUUACCGAUACUGAUUUUGUAAAACGACUAGUCCUAUUUUUGGUUAUUUGACAAUUGAAUAUUAAAAUAACUGACUUGCUUAUAUCAUUGGUGACGAUAGUUCAGAUUUCAAUAUAAAUAUACAUAUAUUUUUUGUUCCAUACAGUCAAAAUGUAAAAAGUGUAAACACUCAGAGUUUCUUUGUAUUUUAUUUGUACAUUAAAUUUUCCCACAUCA
Messenger RNA from Venturia canescens, 1632 nucleotides. It is a transcript of the gene Scox, whose product is annotated as Synthesis of cytochrome c oxidase. The coding region runs from base 540 to 1364 and encodes 274 amino acids. NCBI's taxonomy places the organism in Eukaryota, Metazoa, Arthropoda, Insecta, Hymenoptera, Ichneumonidae. The transcript is spliced from 4 exons. The record is from RefSeq and is a predicted model, not a curated record. Gene Ontology annotation, biological process: mitochondrial respiratory chain complex IV assembly.